Vanderwaltozyma polyspora DSM 70294 is the source of this 438-nucleotide messenger RNA. RefSeq lists its product as uncharacterized. The record is from RefSeq and is a predicted model, not a curated record. Bases 1 to 438 code for a protein of 145 amino acids. Gene Ontology annotation, molecular function: zinc ion binding; nucleic acid binding. The transcript has a single exon. NCBI's taxonomy places the organism in Eukaryota, Fungi, Ascomycota, Saccharomycetes, Saccharomycetales, Saccharomycetaceae.
AUGACAAGCUCAAAUACUGGUGAUGAUUUGAUAAAAUUAUCGUUGGCAAUGGAUCAAAUUGCAAAAUUAAUUCUAGAAAAGAAACAAAGCAUCGAUAAUAAUGAUGAAAUUAGUCAUAAAAAUUUGGAAACUUUUAUAAAUUUAUCAAAUGAAUUAUUUAAAGGUAAUAAAGUAAUCUUAGAUAAAGGUAAAAUUGAGAAAAUUCUGAUUAAAGAUAAAAAUAAAUUCGAUAUUAUAGAGAAUGAUAAACAUGAAAAAUUCAUAUUAUUACCUGUAAUAGAUGAUAAUGUUGAAAUUGUUGAUAAGGAUAUUAACGACGAUAGUAAACUUACAACUAAGAAGAAAAAGAAGAAGAAAAAUAAAAUCGCUUGUUCAUUUUGUAAUGAAAUUGGCCAUACCCGAGCAAACUGUCAAAAACGGUUAAUGAAACCAAUUUAA